Molecule: messenger RNA, 2624 nt
Organism: Xylaria bambusicola
Lineage: Eukaryota; Fungi; Ascomycota; Sordariomycetes; Xylariales; Xylariaceae
Exons: 4
Coding region: 668-2401 (577 amino acids)
Biological process (GO): silent mating-type cassette heterochromatin formation
Cellular component (GO): rDNA heterochromatin; SHREC complex
Source: RefSeq, a predicted model, not a curated record
AGCCAAUCAUAUUUCUUAAACCCCUCAGUCGCGCUCAGCGUCCUCUCAAUGACUUGCGAUUCGUGGUCUCAUACUGAUCACCGGAUGGAAUCAUAAGCAUAUGGCAUAGGAAAUCUCAUAUUACGCGUUUCAACCCUUGGAAGCCAAGGUUGUAGAGCCUGUCACAUACCUCUAGCAUUUAAUCGGUAGCUGAAAGACACAUUACUGACUCAUCUUUCAUGAUCUCCGGGAGCUUGACUUAUUCAUCUUAAUUCGGUUAUUUCGGGUCAUCAUUAUCUUUAUUUUUAUGAACACUAGACUGCUCUGCUCACUUUUACGGAUUGCAUACUAUCGGAGUCCAGGAAUUAUUGUCUCUGUUUGAAUUUGAGAUAAUCGUCUAAAGCUGUAAGGACCCCAGUGGCCAAUCUACAAUUCACAAGCUCAAUACAUAGCCGCUUGCUAGAAGCGUGAGAAUUUUGUUCGAUCGUCAGCGGCUGCGGCAAGGAGUAAGAACUUAAUCACCUUCACAAAGAAGUGUGACCUUACAACCCCAACACUGGCUAGACGCUCUUGGGCAACAACACUGGGGGCGAGAACACUUCCUACACAUGCCACUCCUCCUCCUUCAGACCAAUUGUGGCAUAUCUAAGUCUGCCUGGUCAUAAGGCUCACCUCCACGAGAAUAACCAUGGCACUUCGGAAGGCCAAGGACUCGAAGGCCGCGGACAAUGAGUUCCAGUCUACGAAUGCAACUGCGAUUCAGGUCUGGCGAAGCGAUGGCACCGAAAUGCCUUCCGAGUAUAGUCAAUACGAGAAGGUUGAAGAAGGCGCUAAGCCGAUAUUUGAAUGGCAGAACAAGCUUGGCCAGGCUUUAGCUGCAGAAGUCUUGCCCGAAGCGACUGGGUUAUAUUUUCUCCAAGAUUUUCCGAGCCAUUACCAUCUUAGGUGGUAUCAAGCUAAGGAGGAGAAGAAAAAGAAUCAAGCGAAGCACUACUAUCUCUUCGGCUAUCCUGAAGACGGCACUAAUAAAGCACGUAAAUAUUACCGGUCCCCAAAUCAGUUUCUUCCCCAUCUCCUCUGGUUAAUAGGCGAGUCGCAAGAUAGGGGAGACUGUGCUUGUGAGUUUUGCUCUGGGUCAAAGCCUAUCACUAGUAAAUCUGCAAAGGGAAAACCUACUGUGUCCCCUGGGCAACCAGCACCGACCACGACUCCCAGUGCACCGCCCUCCUCGCUAUCACAAAAUGUCAAUGCGAGCUCUAUUGUCAAUCCUCCUGCUCCGAUGAACAAAAAUACGACCACAACCCCGAGCGUCAAACAGCGGCCGGUGAAUCGUCCUCCGACAGCCCCCCAACAACCUACUGUCGUUCCACACGAGGCUCAAACAACUACCCCUUACCAAGCGCCUGAGGCAACUUCCGCCAUUCCACAGCACCCUUACACUAUUGCUCACGAUCAUGAUGCCUUGUUUAGAGCAGGAGAGGUUGUAUGGUUUAAGAACAACAACUCCUGGCGUGUGGGCAUGAUACUGACCUCCAGCCCUGUACUUUCCAUAAUACCAUUUGCUCAUCCGCUUUACCAAACCCAAGAAGUUGUUAAAGAGGAAGCCGACAUACGACCUUUCUUGGCGUUUAGUAUUCCCCAAAUCAACAACGCCCUACAGGAGUUCAAGGGUCAAGCUUUAGCACAAAUCAAUUGGCAAGCCCUUCAGGAACGAUUCGGAACGCACACCGACACUACUAGGAGAGAGGCCUUAGCAAUCGAGGCAACAAAACUAGCGGCGACUCGCGUAGAUCAAUGCUAUUCCACCUUCAACCUCCUUGAGUCGGUGCCAAAUUACGACGUUUUUGGCGGCAUCUUUCUCGGUGCUGAGAAGAUAUGUGUUGGAGAAGCCGUCCGAAUCAAGUUAUCGCGAGAGCAGCAAGAGCAAACUUCAGAGAAAGGGAUGCCCAUUGUCAUGGUGGUUAAGCGGAUAUUCGUGAGUAAAGAAGGCGGAGCGCUGAUGUUCGAGGGAAGUCUCUGGACGUUGCAGCAUGUUGCUUUGGGCCAACAACCGCAGACGCCCAACCCAGCAGGGCUGCCCGCCGCCCUACGUGGAGAAAAAGAGUUUCGAGACAGUAUCCUUCAAAACCGUGGUUGGCAUGUUCAAUGGGUGCCUAUGAAUCAGAACAUGACAGUUAACGAGUCAGCUAUCCGAGGUCGCUUUUACGAGACGCGCCGACUCACACCUAUCCUAAACCCAGCUAAAUUCCAGGAGAUGCUUCAACAGCAGCAUGUGGGUGAUAUCCAGACGCUUCUGAACAACCGUGCUGAUUCGAAUGGCCCCCAUGUGGGAAGGGUCCUCAACCGAGCACAGGCCGUUGCUGGUGCCGUCCCUACCGGCGUCUCUCCCCAGCUAGGUCCAGAUGUAAUCGAGGUAUAUUAGAUAGACCAUUGUAAGAUAGAAAAUGUGGCUAAGAUGGGGUUUAGAGAACCGACAUGACUAGGGAACUAUAUUUUUCCUCACAUUUCACUUCAGAAAAGAAAUUUCACGUAUCAUCGGUUGACAUAUGGCUGCAGUAUGGUUAUGACUAGUGGAACUCCUACGCUUAUACCUAAGUUACCUUUGAACCAAUUUUAUAUUGUCAUCUGCUACCAGCUACCGUAGU